Messenger RNA from Cryptomeria japonica (Japanese cedar), 3066 nucleotides. RefSeq names its product probable disease resistance protein At4g27220. NCBI's taxonomy places the organism in Eukaryota, Viridiplantae, Streptophyta, Pinopsida, Cupressales, Cupressaceae. Gene Ontology annotation, molecular function: ADP binding. The transcript is spliced from 3 exons. Gene Ontology annotation, biological process: defense response to fungus. The record is from RefSeq and is a predicted model, not a curated record. The coding region runs from base 1 to 3066 and encodes 1021 amino acids.
AUGGGUGAUCCUGGAUUCAUCCCUGGAUUUAUUGGUUACGCCAUUCAGUUGGCUGGAAAUCAAAUUAUCCGUCACAUCAAUGUUGCCAUCCGAUGCAGGAAAGAGUUGGAUGCCCUCAAAGUUCUGCUUGCCAGAAUUCAAACAUUGAAUGUGGAAUUGCAGGAGUAUCGAAAGGCUUUGAACUGUGGCAUGAGAAUUAGUACAUCUCCUCAGCAUCCUUUGCCCUCCGCUGUGAACACCUGGCUAAUCGAAUUGAAUGCUCUUUUGGAGGAAGCAUCUGAUUUGGCCCAGCACUGCACUGUACGCUCAUACUGUCAUCUCUUUUCUCGUUAUAGGACGAGCAAAAAGCUCAGGCAACUCAUUGAAAAUGUUGAAAAGCAUGUGGCUUCCACGCCUUCCAUUGCUUUUCUGCACCAAUUGCAGCAGCAUGUAACCAAUCGUCAAGUGCUUGAGCAAAUUAAAGAGACGGUGGAUUCUCUUAAUCUGCGCAUUUCAGCACUUGGCGGCGCAUCUGGAGAUCUCUUUCCAUCCACUUCUUCAGCCGCUUCCAACAAUAAGUAUAUUGAGGAGGCACUCGUUGUCGGACAAGAUUGUGCAUCCAACAGACUUAUGCAGCUGAUUGAUGCAGACUCAGAGCAGCACAAAAGUCUGUCUCGUUUCGGCAUAGUUGGUAAGGGAGGGGCUGGUAAGACUCUACUACUCAAACGAGUCUUCAACAGUAACCAGGUACAGAGUCUUUUUUUCAAUGGCUUGAUGCUCUGGCUUACUGUGUCACCAAAUCCAUCCUUCCAUGCUCUCAGAAUUGAACUUGUCAAACAAAUAACUCUUCAAGUGAAUGAAAGAUUGGAGAGUAGAGAGGAAGACCAUGUGAAAACUUGGUUGAAUGGAAACAUGAGAAAACACAAAUUUGUGCUGUUUUUAGACGAUGUUUGGGAAACAAGUGCAAACUCCUUGUUAGAGGGGCUGUGUGUGCCUCACUCUCCACACAGCAACUCCAACAUCAUCAUUGCCACUUCCAGAACUACUAGUGUCCUCUCACAGUUGGGCGUUCCAGCUUCAUCAAUCAUCAAAAUGCAAGACUUGACCGAGGAUGAUAGCUGGAGAUUGUUUUCCUCCCAUGCUUUUGCACAUAGCGAUGGAAUUUUGCCUUCCAGCAUUGACCAAGUAAUAGCGAGAAGUGUUUGCAAUGAAUGUGGGGGUCUUCCGUUAGCCCUCAAAGUAAUUGGGAAGACAAUGGCAGGCAUCACUCCUUCAAAUGCAUGGGAAUUUUCUCUUAAGAGGUUGCAGAAUGAUGUUACCCCAUCUCUGUAUGGCACAUUGAGACUAAGCUACGAUGCUUUGGCCAACGUGGCUGGCUAUGGAAUUUCUUUACAGUUGUGCUUCCUCUACCUCGGUGCUUACCCAGAAGGCCGUGUCAUCUAUUCCACAAUCGCCACUCUCUACUGGAUUGGAGAGGGGUUGGUAGCCGGGCCAGAUCCUGUCCAACUUGGAGAGAUAUACGUGAAUUUGUUAGCCGAUCGAUGCCUUAUUGAGCCAGUCCAGAAGGAUUACAACGGAAAAGUGAUAUGUUUUAGAGUGCAUGAUGUUUUGCACGAUUUAGCACAUCAAAUUGCUGAGAGGGAAGAAAAAUGUUUCUUCCAGGCAGGCAGGGGUUUACAAGAGUUUCCUGCGGACGACUGUUUAGGACAUGUCAGAAUUUCAUUGAAAGGCAACAAUUUGACUAGGGUUCCUAGGGCAUUCCGAGCUCCUUAUAUCCAUUCCCUGUUACUCGCUAAUAAUACUUGUUUCACAGAAAUUCCCAAAGAGGUGAUUGGGAGUAUGACCGCUCUGAGGGUCCUUGAUUUGUCACGGACUGCCCUCCAGUCCCUGCCAAAAAACAUAGGAUGUUUGAAGCAUUUAGUCUGCCUCAGGUUAUGGAAUGUGCCACUCAAGAAACUGCCCAGCUCUAUCGCUGCUCUUAGAAACCUUCAAAUAUUACAGCUUGGUGGUUCUCAUAUUUCACAGCUCCCAUCCGGUAUUUCUAAGCUGAAUUCGCUGAAAUUUCUGGACAUUAGUUGUUGUCAACAUCUGCAGUGCAUCCCUUAUGGGAUCUCUCACCUUAGAUCUCUGGAGUACUUGUAUACAUAUAAAUCUUCAAAUAUAAGGUGGAUUAAGGGUAGAGGAGAUCAGCUUUCAAUUGGUGAUUUGGGCAUCUUAAACCAGAUCAAAAGGUUAGGGUUUCAAAAUAACGGUGCAAUAAUUCGAGAAGGAAUGCUGGGAAUGAUGAAGCAGAUGGAAUAUCUAUAUUUACACCUCACAGAUAUGGAAAGGCUACCCCAUGACAUGACUACCAUGUCAAAGUUGAGGAAACUGUGUCUGGUAUGUCCUCAGUUAGUCCAGACGGAAAUUUUAAUUUGUAAAUUUCAACAUCUGAGCUACAUUAGCUUGUUUCAAUGUGAGAUGCUGAAGCAACUACCUGCCUUGCACAAACUUGGGAGUCUAAAGUACCUAGUUAUUGUUGAGUGCCCCAAAAUAGAGAAGUUUCCAGAGGAAUUUGGUAAGGAAGGAGCAUUCCCCAAGCUAGAGGUAUUUUCAGUGGUCAAGCUGACAAAGCUGGAGCAGCUGCCACUAGUGGAAGAAGGAGGACUGCCUUCACUGAGAAUAUUGACAAUAAUGCAGUGUGAGGCAUUGCAGAUUUUGCCAGAGUGUUAUUGGACUUUGAAGAGUGUAGAGAAGAUAAGAGUCUAUGGUUGCUCAAAGGUUGAAGAAAACUUUAUCAAGUCAAGGACUAAGGUGCAAACAGUAACAUUAUCUACCACAGAAACUCAAAUAUCAGAAGACCGUUACCUCUCUCUCCUUCGCAGGGGCGAACAAUUUUUUUACGGCUGUACAUUUUUGGGAAUAAUAGUUCUUGGUCCUUCUGUCAGCGUUUCUAGUUUGUUUACCAGUGUUUCUAGUCCAUAUAGCAGUGUUUUUGGUACAAACAACAGGAUUUCUGGUAUAAACAGCAAUGUUUUUGGUCAGUAUAGCAGCAUUUUUAGUUUGUCUGUUGGUGUUUCUGGUCCAAACAACAGCAUUUCUGGUUAG